AUGGCGCCAUCAAGUGGUCUAGAAGCCCAAGAGCUGUUUGAAUCAGAGAGUAGCACCUACACGUACCUGUUAGCGGAUGCCGUCACCAAGGACGCCGUCCUUAUUGACCCUGUACUGGAGACCAUCGAUCGGGACCUCAAGUUAAUCGGCGAACUGGGGCUCCAGCUGAGAGUCGCAGUGAACACUCACUGCCACGCGGAUCACAUCACCAGCACGGGGCUCAUGAAAACGAGGCUAGCUGGCCUGAAAAGCGCGAUCUCUAAAUUAAGCGGCGCAACGGCAGACAUCCUCUUGUCCGAGGGAGACAGGAUCACCUUUGGAAAACAUCAUUUGACAGUGAGAGAAACCCCAGGACACACGGACGGCUGUGUGACACUGGUGAUGAAGGAUCAGUCUAUGGCGUUCACAGGAGAUGCGUUGCUCAUACGAGGCUGCGGCAGGACUGACUUCCAGCAAGGUUGCUCCAAAUUGCUUUACAAUUCCAUUCAUAAGAAGAUCUUCACCCUGCCUGAUAACUGCCUUAUCUACCCGGCACAUGACUAUCAAGGUCAGACAGUGUCGACUGUCGGCGAGGAACGCACAUUAAACCCUCGCUUGACUAAGAGCCUGGAGGAUUUUGUAACCAUCAUGAACAACCUAAAUCUGCCUAAGCCUUCCAAAAUAGAUAUUUCAUUGCCUGCUAAUCUGGUCUGCGGAGUUCAUCAAAUUUGA
This is a messenger RNA of Nerophis lumbriciformis (worm pipefish), 711 nucleotides long. Lineage: Eukaryota; Metazoa; Chordata; Actinopteri; Syngnathiformes; Syngnathidae. The record is from RefSeq and is a predicted model, not a curated record.